AUGUGGCCCAACUCUGGCGGCUCUGCUGGGAGCAACGACACAACCCAGUCAAGGCAAGCGACCAAGUCGUCCAACCAGGUCGCUCGACCCGCGCUGCACCUUGACUUCCCGAGGUCGGAGGCCGACUCGCCCAGGAGGCCCGCAGCACCCUGGCCGACCCCGCGGCCCCCGGAUCGGCCGAGGGACAGGGCCUCGGACGCCGCUGGGGGAGCGCCCGAGCAGGACGAGGAGGAGGAGGAGGAGGACGACGGCGAGGAGCCUGCGCGCCCCAGGAACAGGAGCACGAAAGUCUCGCUGUGA
Molecule: messenger RNA, 300 nt
Organism: Prorocentrum cordatum
Lineage: Eukaryota; Dinophyceae; Prorocentrales; Prorocentraceae
Source: the annotation of a GenBank genome assembly